Molecule: messenger RNA, 2783 nt
Organism: Microcebus murinus (gray mouse lemur)
Lineage: Eukaryota; Metazoa; Chordata; Mammalia; Primates; Cheirogaleidae
Gene: LY86
Product: lymphocyte antigen 86
Biological process (GO): positive regulation of lipopolysaccharide-mediated signaling pathway; innate immune response
Source: RefSeq, a predicted model, not a curated record
UGACCAUGCCACCCCCUUCAUGAGAGGAGAGGAAGGGCCUUGAGAUCUUGUUAUUGGACCUGUUAUUUUUCUGUCGGUCCCACACAGGCCUCGCCAUGGAGGGUUUCACAGCUGUCCUCCUCAUCUGGACUCUGAUUGCUCCGGGCAGCAGCGGUGGCAGCGGCAGGGAAGCCUGGCCCACACACCUGGCCUGCAGGGAGGGGGGCUUGGAAGUGCUCUACCAGAGUUGCGAUCCAUUACAGGAUUUUGGCCUUUCUAUGGACCAGUGUUCCAAACAAUUAAAAUCAAAUCUCAACAUUAGAUUUGGAAUUAUUCUGAGAGAGGACAUCAAAGAGCUGUUUCUCGACAUAGCUCUCACCGCUAAAGGAUCGUCGAUUUUGAAUUACUCCUACCCCAUCUGUGAGGAGGAUCAGCCCAAGUUUUCCUUCUGUGGAAGAAGGAAAGGAGGGACAUUGUGGUUGGCCGGCAGAAAUGAGAGACCCACAGCACAAUUAUCCCAAGUGUUCAUGCACGUGCAUUAAAGAGUCACAAGCACCAAGUCACCUCAACAGAGUCAUCUCCAACAGGUUUAACCUAUUGGAACAAGGACCACCUGGGAAAUUAAAUAAAGAAUUACUUUCCUGUUUGCCUUAAAGUUAUUUGGAGCCUGUUACAGUGUUUUAAGCAUUCUUUUCAUAUACAUGUAUGUGUAUGAUUUAAACAUCGCUUAAGAACACUGGUGGUCUGUAUGCAUUCUGAUAUAGAACGUUUUGGAGGAACUCAAAGCAUCUUGACCUGAUAAUGAAAUAAUAACCACCCAAGAAAGGCUAACAGUUUCAGACGUUGUCACCUGUAGCCAGCAUCUACAGUUCUAUCUCAAGCCUUUUUCUUAUCUUUCUAAUUUUUCCCCAAAAUAAGUGUUCUUGAGCCCCAAUGUGGAAACAGGUACCCUUGGAGGUACUGCCAGCGUGGCAAGAAAGAGCAGAUCCUGGGCCAAGUCUUCCGUGACAUGGCUUCCCAGCUGGUUCCGGGUCUCAUCCUCGCUGCUGCCAGCGUGAAUGCAGAUCUCAGAAUGCCACGCCCCUCCCAAGAGACUUCAAGGCUCCCUCUUCUGUAGAAAAAGUCCAAGGUCUUUAACGACCAAAGUUCAUCAUAAAUUUGACGCCAGCCUGCUUCCGCUCGGCCUCUUGCUCCGUUCCCCUAUACACAGCUUUGGCAACCGCCUCAACGAAUGAAUGGUUUGCCGCUUUCUCACCGCAGCCUGCAUUCGAACACACGCGAAGUUGUUCAGACUGUCCCCUUAGCCUCUGUGGCCCACUCUGCAUCUGUCUUUCCUUCGCACCUAACUCAAGCAUCCCCUUGGCUCGGACGCCUUCCUCCAACCACAGCCAAAUGCAGCGCCUCCUGUGGUGCUCCGGGGCAUCGCGCUCCCGCUUCCUUGUUAGCCCUUGUCUCAGCGGGAGGUGAAUUCUAUAGUUAGGGGUGUGUGUCUCCCCCAUUAAACUUUCAGCUCCUCAAAGGCAGAAAUGUUUCUUGCUCAGAUCCAACUCUGCAGACAUGGCAAAGAGAGCUGGUACAGGGUAAAGACUAUAAAUACUGGUUUUACUGAAUAUGCAUGUGGAUGUAUAAUGGAUUGAAUGCAAGUACACCAGUCCAGCUCAAAGGUGACUAAUGAUGCUUAUGCAUGGCACAAAGACACAAGGUGCAGUGAAUCACAGCAGACAGUAAAUUUUUUUGGUCUUCCAAGUUUAAGGAAACCUUUCUAUUUUUGCCUCUGAGUAGAGUUUUAAUAGAAUUAAUAAAACAGAAGAGAUAUUAUUUGAGGUGUCCAAUUCAGUUAGCAGCUCAAAAGGCUGAUGUUUACCUUAUUUGAAUUCUGGGUGGCUCUGCAGCCAUUUAUUUGCUUUAUUGCAGUGGGGAAGAUGACUGCAUAGGCAGGCUGAGAAACUAGCAUUGGAGAAUUGCCAGGAAACUUCAUACAAUAUAAAACGAUCAGAAAAGUGAUAUACAAAUGCUGCAUGAACAAGUAAUUAUGCAAAUUAUAUAAGCCAGAGAAACUCAAAUCUUAAAUUCAGAGGCUUCUUGGGUUAUUAAUUUUUUUUUAACCCACCCACAAACCUACUGCAGGAAUGACUCUAUUCCAAAGAUGUGAUUAAUACUAAGACCAGAAGGGGGAAAAUGGCAACAGGGAGAACUGAAGUCAUUCCAAACCCAAGCACAAGCUGCUGUUGACACAGUUAGCAUGAAAAGGAGUCUCUCUGGGGUUUGCAGGUCCUUCUUAGCAGAGCAGUGAGAAAACUUGGUGUCCACUGUGGGCGACGCAUUGUGGUGUCAUAAUGUUGCAGCUGAGUUGUUUGGAAUCAUUUUUGCACCAUUACUACGCAUUUCUCUGCAAACUGCAUCUCACUGGCUGUCAUCCAAGCCAGAUUAAACUGCAAAAUGGGUCAGGCUUUGUGAGACUGUAGGUACAAAGUGUUGUCUCCUUUUUUUCCACAUCCUCCUCAGCUAGCGCUAAGGCAAGAAGCACAUUGGAUCCAAAGGCCAAGAGUCACUCUUUUAGUACCAUCAUUUAUGGUGUGAUUAGCAAUUUGAGAGAAACAGCCUAAAUGGCUAAUUAUAAGGUAUUGGUUAAUUUAGGUCAUUAUUGGACCAAAGGUACCAUAUGCUGUGAUUUUAAAAUAAUGUUGUAGAUUAUUAUGUGAAAAUAUACUCAUAAGAACAUUAAAUGACAAAGAAGAAUGCUAUAGGCCAGGCACAGUGGCUCACACCUAUAAUCUUAGCACUUUGGGAGGCUGAGGUGGGAG